CCCAGCAGCCGGUCCCCGUUGGCUGCCGGUGACAGGCGGAGCCGGCCUCGCUGCUGCCCGGCAUGAGGGGGGGCGGCUGCGCCGCGGCCCCCGCUCACUAGCCCGGCCGAGCCGCGCCGCGCAGGCGGGCCCGGGGAGCGGCGCACCAUGCGGCUGUGCGGGGCGCUGCUGAAGAGCCCCAUCCCCAAGCAGAUCGAGCACUACUCGCGCUUCUCCCCCUCGCCGCUCUCCAUCAAGCAGUUCCUGGACUUCGGACGUGAUAAUGCAUGUGAGAAAACAUCAUAUAUGUUCCUACGGAAAGAACUUCCUGUGCGGCUAGCUAAUACCAUGAGAGAAGUCAAUUUGCUGCCUGAUAACUUGCUAAACAGGCCUUCAGUUGGGCUAGUUCAGAGUUGGUACAUGCAAAGUUUCCUUGAGUUUUUAGAAUAUGAAAAUAAAAGCCCUGAGGAUCCUCAUAUUCUGGAUAACUUUUUAGAAGUUUUAAUUAAAGUAAGGAAUAGACACAAUGAUGUGGUUCCUACCAUGGCUCAAGGGGUGAUUGAGUACAAGGAAAAGUAUGGCUUUGAUCCGUUUGUUAGCAGUAACAUCCAGUAUUUUCUAGAUAGAUUCUACACCAACCGCAUCUCUUUCCGUAUGCUUAUUAACCAGCACACACUUCUUUUUGGUGGAGAUACUAAUCCUGCUCAUCCCAAGCAUAUUGGAAGUAUUGAUCCUACCUGUAAUGUGGCUGAGGUAGUAAAAGAUGCUUAUGAAACAGCUAAGAUGUUGUGUGAGCAGUACUAUCUGGUUGCACCAGAGUUGGAAGUUGAAGAAUUCAAUGCUAAAGCUCCAGACAAGCCUAUUCAAGUAGUCUAUGUACCCUCACAUCUGUUUCAUAUGCUAUUUGAGUUGUUCAAGAACUCAAUGAGAGCUACGGUGGAAUUACAUGAAGGUAGGAAAGAAGGCUAUCCAUCAAUUAAAACGUUAGUCACUUUGGGGAAAGAAGAUCUAUCCAUAAAGAUAAGUGAUCAAGGAGGUGGUGUCCCUCUGAGAAAAAUAGAUCGUCUGUUUAACUACAUGUACUCAACAGCACCCAGGCCUAGUUUGGAGCCAACAAGAGCUGCACCUUUGGCUGGAUUUGGGUAUGGUUUGCCAAUCUCUCGUCUUUAUGCUAGAUACUUUCAAGGAGAUCUCAAACUCUAUUCAAUGGAAGGCGUGGGUACUGAUGCUGUAAUUUAUUUGAAGGCUCUUUCAAGUGAAUCAUUUGAAAGACUUCCAGUUUUUAAUAAGUCAGCAUGGCGACACUACAAGACUACACCUGAAGCUGAUGACUGGAGCAAUCCUAGCAGUGAACCCAGGGAUGCAUCUAAAUACAAAGCUAAUCGAUAAUUUACCACCUUUGUCUCUCCCGAAGACGACUUCUGCAUUCAGUUUAAAGUCUAUGCUUUGUUCCAAACUCCUCUGAACCAUAGUAGCCAAUUACUUCCAUACAAAGUCCUAUCAGGGCACUGAAAUUACAAAAACAAAGUGAUGUAUGAGACUUAAGAAAAGCACUAAGCAUUUUUGGGGUGGGUGGUGUUAUAACAACUUUACCAAAAUAUGCUUGGUUAGUUUGGUUUUAUAUUGACAAAUGAGAUUGCACUUAAGUACACAACUGUAUAGUGAAAGGGUAUUAUUUCUUAAAGGCCAGUUUUUAUGCACAAAUAAAAGUCAGCAAAAUCUGUAGAAUCCUUUUAAUAGUCAAUAGCAUCUGACACAGCAAUAUUAUGUACCAGACAAGUCCUAACAUAGCUUGAAUGUGUGCUUAGAAAAUCCACUCUUCGCUGCAGUUUCAUAAUGCACAGUCAGUGUCAUCUGUUAUAUAAAAUCCUUUUGGGCUCUUCAGAUCUUAUAGCUAGUGACAAUAGAGAUGCAUAGUUCUUAGAAGGUAUCUGUAGCUUUAAACUGAUGCUUUCCCCAUAUUCCCAAAUCCAUUUGUCAAGUGCAUCCAAAAAUAUAUAUUCUUGUAAGGCAUUGCAACUUUCACCUCUUAAUAUGCACCUUAAUGUUUUACUGAAUUUGCACAAAAUGCCAAAUGAUAAAUCACAUUAAUUAUUUUAAGAAAAGAUUAUAAGGGGUCAAUGCUUCUCUCCAUUCUUGCAAGCAACUCCCAUUGAUACAGAGGUGAGAGAAUAAAUUUUAUAUGUGA
Molecule: messenger RNA, 2167 nt
Organism: Trachemys scripta elegans
Lineage: Eukaryota; Metazoa; Chordata; Testudines; Emydidae
Gene: PDK3
Product: pyruvate dehydrogenase kinase 3
Exons: 11
Coding region: 148-1368 (406 amino acids)
Biological process (GO): regulation of glucose metabolic process; protein phosphorylation
Cellular component (GO): mitochondrion
Molecular function (GO): pyruvate dehydrogenase (acetyl-transferring) kinase activity
Source: RefSeq, a predicted model, not a curated record